UCUCUCUCUCUCUCUCUCUUAAUCAAGAGUGGUGAGAAAGACCCACAUCUCUCUCUCUCCCUCCUCCUCUCUCCAGCUUCUACAAAGGCCUUGUUGGGAGCUUUGAAGAAAGAAAGGAAGAAAGAAAAAAAGAAAGAGAAAAGGCAAAGAAAGGAGACAAGGGCAUAUAUAAUUAGGGCAAGAGUUUUUGUUAAGUGUGAAGAGAGAGAUUGGUUUUUGUUAGGGUUCAAUCAAAGGCAUGAAUAGAGGAGUGUUGCAGAGCUCAUCACCAGUGCAGCAGCAGAUGAUGGCAAACCCUAAUAGUUGGUGGAACAUCAACAGCAUGAGAGCUCCAAGCCCACAACAAGCCACACCUGCUAGUUACUUCCCAAAUAUUCCUCCUUAUCAUUAUUCAAAUCUCUUUCCUCAGUACAUGCCCACCAAUCCUUCUUCACUCCUCGCCCCUUCUUGGCUUGAAAAUAGUAGCCAGGAGCAUCAGCAGCUUCCAGCUGAGUCCUGGAGCCAACUACUCUUGGGUGGAUUGGUGAUUGAAGAAGACAAGAGUGCCUUGACCCAUCUUCAAGCGAAGAGAUUAGAGAAUUGGGCGGAUCAACAAGUACUAGAGCAGUCUCAAAUUGAUGUGAAGCAAGAGAAUUCCUCAAGCAGCUACUUGUACGGACAUGCGACAAGUGAAGACUUCCAUGGAUCUAAAUCAGCUGUUUGGCCUACCACUACUCUAACCACCGCGGCUUCAUCUCCGAAAUCGUGUGUCACGAGCUUUAGCAGCAACUUGCUGGACUUCUCAUACAAGAAAUCUGACGGCAAUAAGCAUCCGGUGCCGGAUCAAUCUUCCGAGUGUAAAAGCAGUGCAACAGGUGGGGCACAAAAGAAAGCCAGGACUCAACCUUCUUCUGCCCAAUCUACCACCUUCAAGGUGAGGAAGGAGAAAUUAGGUGACAGAAUCACUGCUCUGCAUCAGCUCGUUUCUCCAUUUGGCAAGACUGACACAGCUUCUGUGUUGGCAGAGGCUAUUGGCUACAUCAGAUUCCUUCAAAAUCAAAUAGAGGCACUUAGUUUACCGUACUUGGGCAAUGGAUCAGGCAACGUGAGUCACCAACAAUCUGUGCAAAGAGAGAGGAAUUGUAUAUUUCCCGAAGACCCUGGUCAGCUGCUGAAUGACAACUGCAUGAAGAGGAAAGGAGCUUUAGACCAGGACACUAAUCAUGAAGAAGCAAAGGACCUGAGGAGUAGAGGGCUGUGCCUGGUACCAAUCUCAUGCACAAUGCAAGUAGGAAAUGAAACCGGAGCUGACUACUGGGCUCCCGCUAUCGGAGGAGGAUUUCACUAAUCAAGCUGGACAUAAAGUCUCUAAUUAGAACCUGUGACAGCAAAUUGGAGAGAUUAAUGAAUCUUAGGUGAUUAUAUAACAUCAUGAGCAGUCACUCUGCUACAAAAAUUUCCCAAGGCUGAUUGCUCUUGAUGCUAUAUAUAUCAUGCUUUGGUUUGGUGUAGUCUCUGCUGCCUUGUACUCGGGUGUGAUUUUCUCCUUUUUUUUCUUCUUUUUCGAAAAAAUAAUAUUGUCGGAUAUAAUUAUGUAGGAUUAUGUAACCUUUUUACCUGCUGCUAUUUAAGUCUGUGCAGGGAUCAGUAACUUAGUAUUAGUUAUCAAUCCAUCUCUGUCAUGAUCAAA
This is a messenger RNA of Syzygium oleosum, 1669 nucleotides long. RefSeq names its product transcription factor bHLH68-like. The coding region runs from base 239 to 1327 and encodes 362 amino acids. Gene Ontology annotation, cellular component: nucleus. Lineage: Eukaryota; Viridiplantae; Streptophyta; Magnoliopsida; Myrtales; Myrtaceae. The record is from RefSeq and is a predicted model, not a curated record. Gene Ontology annotation, biological process: regulation of transcription by RNA polymerase II. Gene Ontology annotation, molecular function: DNA-binding transcription factor activity, RNA polymerase II-specific; RNA polymerase II cis-regulatory region sequence-specific DNA binding; protein dimerization activity. The transcript has 9 exons.